Messenger RNA from Thrips palmi, 1533 nucleotides. Its product is annotated as melanization protease 1-like. The transcript is spliced from 6 exons. Gene Ontology annotation, biological process: proteolysis. Gene Ontology annotation, molecular function: serine-type endopeptidase activity. The record is from RefSeq and is a predicted model, not a curated record. NCBI's taxonomy places the organism in Eukaryota, Metazoa, Arthropoda, Insecta, Thysanoptera, Thripidae. The coding region runs from base 18 to 1157 and encodes 379 amino acids.
CUUGGCGAGGAACGACCAUGGCGCCCGCCCCGCCCGCUCUGCUGCUGUGGUUGGCCGGGGCCGCCCUGUGGGCCGCCCUGUGCCUCCCUGCCGCCCUGGCCACGGCGGCGCACUCCCAGCGGACCUGCGAGGCCUUCGAGAAGUGCGUGCCGCUGUCGGACUGCAAGUCCCUGCUGCGCCUCGUGACGCACAAGGACCGCAAGCCCUCGGAGCACGAGAAGGCCCUGCUGCGCGGCGCGCAGUGCGGCUGGUCGCCCACGUCCGCGUUCAUGCCCCUGGUGUGCUGCGACCUGGUGCCGUGGGGUCGGUGCGGCGAGGUGCCCGGCGCGCUGCGAGACGCCGCCAACGGCCCCGCCAACGAGGGGGAGUUUCCGUGGAUGGCGCGCCUGCUGUACAGGGGCCCGGCUGACCGAGCCGAUGGUGCCGACGGCGCCGAGCUCCUCCACUACGAAGGCUGCGCGGCUUCGCUGAUAAGCGACCGCUACCUGCUGACCGCCGCCAGCUGCGUCACGGCGCGGGACAACCCUCCGGCGUACGUGCGGCUGGGCGAGCUGGACGCUCCAGAGGACCCCGCCUGCGUCGCGAACAGCUCCGACUGCUCCUCCACCGCCUUCAACGUGGCCGUGCAGGACGUGGUGGUGCACCCCGAGUACGCGGUGGGGGCGGCGGGCCACCAGCACGACAUCGCGCUGGUGAGGCUGAAGACCGCCGUGCGGUACAGCGAGCACGUGGCGCCCGUGUGCCUGCCCAUCACGGACCCGCUCGGCGACACGCUCAAGAAGGACCGGCCGCUCACCGUGCUCGGCUGGGGCAGCCUGCACCGCGCCAACACCAACACGACGCGGCGCUUGACGAAGAGCGUGCUGAGGGAGGUGCCGCACGAGUUCUGCACCGAGAAGUACAGGGAGACGCCGGACCACGUCGACGGCGUGCACCAGCUCUGCGGCCGCGGUCUGGCGGAGGGCUCCGACGCGUGCCACGGCGACCGCGGCGCGCCGCUCUCGUCCACCAGCGUGCGCCAGGGCGCGGUGCUCACCAUCCUGGAGGGCGUGGCGUCCUUCGGGACGGUCUCGUGCGCCACGGACGGCAUGCCCGCCGUGUUCGCGCGCGUCGCCACCUACCUGCCCUGGAUCAUGACCAGCAUCAAGGUGGCGUGAGGGCGCCGACGGCUUGGCCGACCACCACCAUGGCUGUGAUUUCCAACCGCGUCGACUGCGUGAACCCAUUCCGAAAGCGGCUUCUCUGCUUCACUCCGCGAUCCCAAUAUUUUCUAUGGCGGUUGGGCAGGGCAGUGUUAACGGACUGUUUGCCCAAUGUUCCGAGUGAAGUGGACCACUUGCGUGUUUCAGCCUAACGUCCGUUGCUGGCCCCAAAGGUAUGUUGCUGCGGGUUGACGCGGGACAAAGAAAGUUGUGCGGAUUUUGCCUCCCUUGAGGCACACGACCACCCAGGUUAUAGGAGAUUUGAAACGGUUCAAGUUUUCCAAGGAAAAACCCAACAUCAAAGAGACCAUUAAAAAAUGAUAAAAAGAAA